Drepanopeziza brunnea f. sp. 'multigermtubi' MB_m1 is the source of this 1653-nucleotide messenger RNA. RefSeq lists its product as uncharacterized. The record is from RefSeq and is a predicted model, not a curated record. Lineage: Eukaryota; Fungi; Ascomycota; Leotiomycetes; Helotiales; Drepanopezizaceae.
AUGCGUCUCCGCCUCCCCAUCCGCCGAAUAAUCUCCCUCCGCCCUCUCCGCCCGCCCAAUGCUCCUCGUCCAUUCACGCAAAACACCCUCCCGCCACGCUCCGCCCGCCCCCAGCUGCCCUUCCUCUCCUCGCCCACCCGCCGCCCACCGGCCCGCUUCCUGACCACAGAGCGCAAGGCCUGGCUCAAAGAUGAGUUCUACAAGGCCGGCAAGUACACCAUCGUGAUCCAGACGGGUCUCUUCCUCUUCUCCGUCAUCGUCUUCGGGCUCCAGCAGGAGUAUCUGAACCACCGGUUCCCCAGCCCCGAGGAGUGGUCCUGGCUCACGCGGUUCGGUUGGCGGAACGCGAGGUCCGGCGAGGACGACGAUAGGGGCGUGGGCAUCGUCGAUUGGGCGCUGACGGGCCGCACGUACCGCUGGAUCCUCCAGCGGCUGGAGGACCCUGACAUCGAUGGCGCGGGGCUGAGGACUACGGACGAAGGGGGGAUUUUGGUGGCGGGCAUCGGCAAGAUGGGCUACGACGUCACGGGGAAGUCGGAGCCGUGGAGGAGAGGGUACUAUGAGUGCUUGAUGGGCGCGGCGCGCGCUGCGGAGUAUCUGGAUGGGCAUGUGCGGGACAAGACGAGGGGGAUCGCGUUUCCGGCGAAUGUGGUCAUUGGGCCUUCGAAUCCGAACCCGAGACCCGUGUCCCCCUUUUCGCAUAGUGCGCCGAAGGAGGAGGACUGUGAAGAGGCGUUUGAGAAGCCCGAGGUGUAUUAUAUGCGGAUAUUGACCACACAGGGCUUUACGGACAGGCAGAGGAUCGAUGCAGCAUUGGCUUACGCGGUGUGGUUGGAUUACAAGAACACUCCGCAGGCGGCGUGGGAGAUGCAUAAAUGGGCAGUGGAUAUCGCGAAUGCGAGCGCGCAGACACCGAAACCGAUCAUCGAUCCUGAAACUGGAGUAAUCAGGACUGACGCCGGGGCACCGAGUGCGAACAUCCUGUCCGUGGCUACAGCUCUAGGGAUCCACCAUGCAGUAAACUCUAACCUCACGCUCGCCCUGCCGAUAUUUGUCUCUGUAUUGCGGGCCAGGAGAUCACUCCCAGAGGUUCGAGGAACGACGCGGGUGGCCCCAGCACCGGACACCGCAGAAGAAGAAACCCUGUACCAAAAGAUCGCAGCUACGGCUCGCUCCAUACUAAUACCUCCCAAAUUCCCGCCCCCACCCGACGACGGCACCGCUCCCCCGUUUCGCACACCCAAAGAGCGCUGCGAAGAGGCAGGCGUAAUGACCUACAUCGGGGAGAUCCUCUACGCGUCCAAAGCCAGCAAGACGAGCCGCGAAGACGGCCUAGCCUGGACUCGGGAGGCCGUCGACCUCGCGGAAGAAGAACUGCGCGAGAAGAGCGUGGAUGGGGACGCCCGGCGGAUAUGCAAAGAGUGUCUCGAGACCGGACUCGGCAAUUGGAUGGCGAUGGUGAGCAAGUUGGCGAGAGAAGAGGAGGAAGGCAAAAAGACCGAGAAAAGGAAGAAGAGUGCAAGCGGAUGGUUGGGUCUUGGGGGUGGCGAGGGCAAGGAUACGGCUGGGCGGUGGGAGAGCGAGGAGAAGGUCGUUGUUGAGCGGCUGCGGAGGGCGAAGGAUAUUCUUGACGCUGAGACCGUGGGGCGGUAG